Messenger RNA from Anopheles maculipalpis, 572 nucleotides. RefSeq lists its product as uncharacterized. The transcript is spliced from 3 exons. The coding region runs from base 63 to 572 and encodes 169 amino acids. Gene Ontology annotation, biological process: tissue regeneration; cell adhesion. Lineage: Eukaryota; Metazoa; Arthropoda; Insecta; Diptera; Culicidae. Gene Ontology annotation, cellular component: membrane. The record is from RefSeq and is a predicted model, not a curated record.
CGACAGUACUGCAAAACCAUUCAUUAGCAAAGGGCAGCGUUUUCACACCUUGGGCGUGGUAAAUGAGUGAUAGUAAAAUAAUGGAUAGUGAUUGGAAUACGGAAACUUACCGUACGAUUCCACAGAUGGAACUAGCUGAACCGGAGACCAAGGACACUUUGGGGCGGAAAGAUGAGUUGAAGCAGAAGAGUCCUCAGGGCAAUAUGUUUGUGCAGAGCAUGUUCGAUAUGACGUUAAUAACGAUCAACUUUUGCCAAAUAUGCUAUAUCCUUAAGGUUGGACCUGGUUUAGGAUGGUUGUACUACUUUCUGCUAGGAUUGUUCGGUGUGUCACUGAUUUUGCUAUUUUUGCACGGACUUAUGGGACUGUGUGCAAGGUUGAGAUGCAGCAAACCACUUCCCAUGGGCUGUUUCAACUGUCUGUACAACACGUCAAUGUUUAUGGUUGUGCUCGUGUACAUGGUAAACCUCGUCGGGAAUGUUCUGAUGUUAAAGGAGGCCGAAAAUAAGUGCCAAUUGAUGUUAGAGCAUACGAAAUCCAUCAUCUCUCCCCCAUUAGAUUUACCGCAAUGA